This is a messenger RNA of Microthlaspi erraticum, 2106 nucleotides long. Lineage: Eukaryota; Viridiplantae; Streptophyta; Magnoliopsida; Brassicales; Brassicaceae. The record is from the annotation of a GenBank genome assembly.
AUGUUGGACGAUUAUGGUAUAACGGAGGAAGACAUGGUAAUCGAGGAAGCUCAGGGCUACCCAAGAGCUUACGCAAAGAUCUGUCGCGAUUUUGAUGCUUCCCCGUAUAGAAAUGGCCCUCCUUUCACUUUCAUGCCAUACAUUCUGCAGCAGAACGAGAACUCAAGAUGCAGAGAGGUAAAUGAGAUGUUCCCAGUAAUGGAUCCGAAAGCGAGACCAACAACGAAACCGAAGAUCUUCCUGAGCCUCCUGUGGAAACAACUUAAUCAUCUAGGAAAUGCUGGUUUCGAUCCGGCUGUAAUUCGGAUUGAUCCAUAUGGGAAUGUUGUUUACUUCCACGCUGAUUCAGCUUCUCCUCUUGCUUGGGGUUUUGAUCAUUGGUUCCCUUGCUCAAGAGGAGGUUUAACAGUACCAAGCAACCUAAGGAUAGUGCAAUGGCAAGCACGCAAGAACAAGAAGGACAAACUCGAGUUCCUUGUACCAUGGUGGGAUCUUCAAGUCGGCAUCUCAGUGAAUCAGUUCCUCUCUAUUUUCGCCGCUUCAAGUUCCGAUUUCAGGAGGAGAGCGUUUUCAUUCUUGUUCAAAGAAGGCGAGAGCGAGGAACUUAACGGAUCACAAACGGUCGAGUCGCACCAUUUCCCACAUCAUUUUGUUGAAUCCAAAGAGAAGUUUGGCCUUGCUUCUGCUGCAGUUGUUGUCUCAAGAAGAGAUCCUUAUGACCCUUCAUUAGUCUUGAGAUCACUUGAUUACAAUCGUCAAACACCUGCAAAGAAGACGAGACUUGGUGCAAUGAAAGAGAAUGAGACUCCAGAUAUGAUGAAGAAUCCGUAUCAAGCGAUUGUUGCCGCUAGGGAUUCGCUGAGGAACCGAGAGGAAGCUCAGAAUACGAGAGCUGAGAUGAAGAAGCUAGAUGAUGAAAUGGAUGAUCUUGCAAGAAAGAACAGCGAAGAGAGGCUUACCAUUCAGGGGCUGGAAGGAGAGCUAAUUAAGAGAAGAAGACGAGCUGAGAAGUGCAGGAGAUUGGCAGAAGCUCAAUGCUCCUAUAGGAACACACUCGAGAAGAUGAUCCGUGACGCCAUGCACCAGAGUGUUGUGUAUAAGGAACAAGUGAGGCUAAACCAGGCUGCAAGUAGUGCACUUAUGGCGAGAUUAGAGGCUCAGAAGGCGAUUUGUGAUGGCUCAGAGAAAGAACUUCACAGGAAGUUUAAAGAAAGAGAGGAGCUUGAGAAUCAAGUGAGGCCUGAAUUGGAGAAAGCAAGGAAAAGAUCCAGACUUUUUCUGAAUGAUGAUGAAGAUGAGGACUUGUUGGUAGACGAUAGAGACAGGAAGUUGUCUUUGUAUCUUCCUGGAACAAGUGAAGAAGGUACGUCGUUACACAAGGAGUUGCGAGUUUACUUGGAAGAAGAGCAUAAAGCAGCAGCCUCUGAGGCUGAAACUCAUAAGCAUGAAGAAAUAGAAGAGGAGGACGAGGAAGAGAAGGAUCCAGAGAAGUCUCUUGUUGCGUUAGAGGAAGGGAAGAGAGGCAGCAGCAGAAGCUUUAGAGCUUUUCCUGUAUUCAAGGAGCCAGAGAGUGAUGAAGAUGAGGAAAGCAGGAGAGAGAGAGGGAAAGGGAAUGUUGAGAAAUGGCUUCAUAUCUUACUGGAGAAAAACAGCAGCAAAGAAGAUCUUGAAACCGAAAGAAGCAAGAGCAUUGAUGAGAUGAUUGAGAAACUUGACCACAAGUUCCCUCUACUUGAAAAGGUCAAUGAAGAUGAAGAAGCGGAAACGCAGUUGCAGGCUGAGGAGACAAACAACAACAACAACAACAACAAAAGCAAGGAGGUGGAAACAAGAAGUGAAAGCUCUCGUAGAAGCAGAAAGAGUUUUGAUUUGAAGAACACACCAGAGAAGAGUGGCAGAGAGAAAGUGGUGAAGAGAUCAGAGAGCGCCAGAGCCUUCAGAAGGAUUCCAUCUUCUCCAUCAAUCCUCUUUGGAAUGAAAAAGGGAAUUGACUGCAUCAGGAAGAAGCCUGUGGUUUCAGGUCAGGACGAUGAGAACGAUUAUCUCGUCAAGAACAACUUCAUCAAAUCAUCUCUCCAAUCAAUCAAACGAGCUGUCAAAUUUUAA